This is a messenger RNA of Diabrotica balteata, 1714 nucleotides long. NCBI's taxonomy places the organism in Eukaryota, Metazoa, Arthropoda, Insecta, Coleoptera, Chrysomelidae. The record is from the annotation of a GenBank genome assembly.
GAAAAACCUAACCUAAAACGUAAAUAUUUGGAGAAUUUCAUAUCAUUUUUUAGUUUGUUGUGUCUGAAAAAAUUUGUUAAAAUGGGGAAAAGACAACACCAGAAGGAUAAAAUGUACAUUACGUACACAGAAUGGACUACCCUUUAUGGUGGAAAAAAAGCUGGCCAUACAUCAAAAGAGGGAGAGAAUUUUAGAAGGCUUCCAUUUGACCACUGUUGUCUAUCCCUACAGCCCUAUGAGAUUCCUUAUUGCGAUUUAGAUGGAAAUAUUUUUGAUUUAGAAGCACUAAUUCCAUUCUUAAAGAAAUUUAAAAUCAAUCCUGUAAGUGGUAAACCUCUGGAUUUCAAAUCUUUAAUACAGCUGAAUUUUCACAGAAAAAGUGAGGGUGUCUUUGAAUGUCCUGUCUUAUUCAAACCAUUUACCAAAAGUUCACAUAUUGCUGCUAUUGCCACAACUGGAAAUGUGUUCUUAAUGGAGGCUAUUGAGCAGUUGAAUAUUAAGAAUCGCAAUUGGAAGGAUUUAAUUACUGAUCAACCAUUUGAAAGGAAAGAUAUCAUUGUACUUCAAGAUCCUAACAAUUUAUCAAAAUUUGAUAUUUCAAAAUUUCAUCACGUUAAACAAAAUUUAAGGGUUGAAACAGAAGAGGAAAUUGCAGAUAAGUCUGAUCCACAAGCCAGAUUAAAGAAAAUAAAUCCAGAAACAAAGUAUACCCUAGAUGAACUAAAUAAAGAUUACAAACCACCAACGAUAGAAGUGAACAAGAAAGCAAAUACAGAGAAAGCUGACAAAUUCAAUGCAGCUCACUAUUCUACAGGUGCGGUGGCUGCCAGCUUUACAUCUACAACCAUGGUUCCAAAACUCGAGGGUGAAGCAGCCAUAAUUCACGAAGAUGAAGUUAGAUAUGAACGAGUAAAGAAAAAAGGAUAUGUCAGACUUGUCACAAACUUGGGUAUGCUGAAUUUAGAAUUACACUGUGAUAUGGUUCCAAAAACGUGCGAAAAUUUUAUGAAACAUUGCGAAAAUGGAUAUUACAAUGGGACUAAAUUUCAUCGAUCCAUAAGAAAUUUUAUGAUUCAAGGAGGUGAUCCCACAAACACAGGCAACGGUGGGAAAUCAAUAUGGGGAAAUAAAUUCGAAGAUGAAAUCAGACCAAAUUUAUCGCAUACAGGACGAGGAGUGUUAUCUAUGGCAAAUUCUGGAAAAAAUACUAAUGGAUCUCAGUUUUUUAUAACUUACCGAUCUUGUAAGCAUUUAGAUAACAAACACACUAUCUUCGGCCGAGUGGUAGGAGGUAUGGAUACCCUUAAUGAAAUGGAGAAGAUUGAAGUUGAUAACAAGGAUAGACCCAUUGAAGAUAUAAUCAUUCUAAAAGCUCAGAUUUUUGGUAAUCCCUAUGAUGAAGCUGAUGAACAGUUGUCCAAAGAAAGACAAGAUGAAUUGGACAGAUUAAAAGAAGAAGAAGCUAAAUCGAGAGCAAAAAUAAAUGCACAAAAGGAAUUAAAAGUGUUCAGAACUGGCGUUGGAAAAUAUAUUAAUCCUAAAGGAAACAAAGGGACUGAAUUAGAAAAGACAGAACCUAGCACGAAGAAGAAAAAAACUUGUAAUACCUUUAACUUUAAUAAUUGGUAACAUUGUAUUAGUCUUAUAUUUAUAUAAGCAAGGUUUAUAAUAUUUUGUAUAUAAUAUUUAAAUAAAUAAAAAUGUACGUAUAUAA